Closterium sp. Yama58-4 is the source of this 2487-nucleotide messenger RNA. Lineage: Eukaryota; Viridiplantae; Streptophyta; Zygnematophyceae; Desmidiales; Closteriaceae. The record is from the annotation of a GenBank genome assembly.
AUGCCCUUUAUAAGCAUCACCUGUUGGAGAACAAGCCGUGCUCGUGCUCAGCCGUGCUCGUGCUCAGCCGUGCUAGUGCUCAGCCGUGCUCGUGCUCAGCCGUGCUCGUGCUCAGCCGUGCUCGUGCUCAGCCGUGCUCGUGCUCAGCCGUGCUCGUGCUCAGCCGUGCUCGUGCUCAGCCGUGCUCGUGCUCAGCCGUGCUCGUGCUCAGCCGUGCUCGUGCUCAGCCGUGCUCGUGCUCAGCCGUGCUCGUGCUCAGCCGUGCUCGUGCUCAGCCGUGCUCGUGCUCAGCCGUGCUCGUGCUCAGCCGUGCUCGUGCUCAGCCGUGCUCGUGCUCAGCCGUGCUCGUGCUCAGCCGUGCUCGUGCUCAGCCAUGCUCGUGCUCAGCCAUGCUCGUGCUCAGCCAUGCUCGUGCUCAGCCAUGCUCGUGCUCAGCCAUGCUCGUGCUCAGCCAUGCUCGUGCUCAGCCAUGCUCGUGCUCAGCCAUGCUCGUGCUCAGCCAUGCUCGUGCUCAGCCAUGCUCGUGCUCAGCCAUGCUCGUGCUCAGCCAUGCUUGUGCUCAGCCAUGCUUGUGCUCAGCCAUGCUUGUGCUCAGCCAUGCUCGUGCUCAGCCAUGCUCGUGCUCAGCCAUGCUCGUGCUCAGCCAUGCUCGUGCUCAGCCAUGCUUGUGCUCAGCCAUGCUUGUGCUCAGCCAUGCUUGUGCUCAGCCAUGCUUGUGCUCAGCCAUGCUUGUGCUCAGCCAUGCUUGUGCUCAGCCAUGCUUGUGCUCAGCCAUGCUUGUGCUCAGCCAUGCUUGUGCUCAGCCAUGCUUGUGCUCAGCCAUGCUUGUGCUCAGCCAUGCUUGUGCUCAGCCAUGCUUGUGCUCAGCCAUGCUUGUGCUCAGCCAUGCUUGUGCUCAGCCAUGCUUGUGCUCAGCCAUGCUUGUGCUCAGCCAUGCUUGUGCUCAGCCAUGCUUGUGCUCAGCCAUGCUUGUGCUCAGCCAUGCUUGUGCUCAGCCAUGCUUGUGCUCAGCCAUGCUUGUGCUCAGCCAUGCUUGUGCUCAGCCAUGCUUGUGCUCAGCCAUGCUUGUGCUCAGCCAUGCUUGUGCUCAGCCAUGCUUGUGCUCAGCCAUGCUUGUGCUCAGCCAUGCUUGUGCUCAGCCAUGCUUGUGCUCAGCCAUGCUUGUGCUCAGCCAUGCUUGUGCUCAGCCAUGCUCGUGCUCAGCCAUGCUCGUGCUCAGCCAUGCUCGUGCUCAGCCAUGCUCGUGCUCAGCCAUGCUUGUGCUCAGCCAUGCUUGUGCUCAGCCAUGCUUGUGCUCAGCCAUGCUUGUGCUCAGCCAUGCUUGUGCUCAGCCAUGCUUGUGCUCAGCCAUGCUCGUGCUCAGCCAUGCUCGUGCUCAGCCAUGCUCGUGCUCAGCCAUGCUCGUGCUCAGCCAUGCUCGUGCUCAGCCAUGCUCGUGCUCAGCCAUGCUCGUGCUCAGCCAUGCUCGUGCUCAGCCAUGCUCGUGCUCAGCCAUGCUCGUGCUCAGCCAUGCUCGUGCUCAGCCAUGCUCGUGCUCAGCCAUGCUCGUGCUCAGCCAUGCUCGUGCUCAGCCAUGCUUGUGCUCAGCCAUGCUUGUGCUCAGCCAUGCUUGUGCUCAGCCAUGCUCGUGCUCAGCCAUGCUCGUGCUCAGCCAUGCUCGUGCUCAGCCAUGCUCGUGCUCAGCCAUGCUUGUGCUCAGCCAUGCUUGUGCUCAGCCAUGCUUGUGCUCAGCCAUGCUUGUGCUCAGCCAUGCUUGUGCUCAGCCAUGCUUGUGCUCAGCCAUGCUUGUGCUCAGCCAUGCUUGUGCUCAGCCAUGCUUGUGCUCAGCCAUGCUUGUGCUCAGCCAUGCUUGUGCUCAGCCAUGCUUGUGCUCAGCCAUGCUUGUGCUCAGCCAUGCUUGUGCUCAGCCAUGCUUGUGCUCAGCCAUGCUUGUGCUCAGCCAUGCUUGUGCUCAGCCAUGCUUGUGCUCAGCCAUGCUUGUGCUCAGCCAUGCUUGUGCUCAGCCAUGCUUGUGCUCAGCCAUGCUUGUGCUCAGCCAUGCUUGUGCUCAGCCAUGCUUGUGCUCAGCCAUGCUUGUGCUCAGCCAUGCUUGUGCUCAGCCAUGCUUGUGCUCAGCCAUGCUUGUGCUCAGCCAUGCUUGUGCUCAGCCAUGCUUGUGCUCAGCCAUGCUUGUGCUCAGCCAUGCUUGUGCUCAGCCAUGCUUGUGCUCAGCCAUGCUUGUGCUCAGCCAUGCUCGUGCUCAGCCAUGCUCGUGCUCAGCCAUGCUCGUGCUCAGCCAUGCUUGUGCUCAGCCAUGCUUGUGCUCAGCCAUGCUUGUGCUCAGCCAUGCUUGUGCUCAGCCAUGCUUGUGCUCAGCCAUGCUUGUGCUCAGCCAUGCUUGUGCUCAGCCAUGCUUGUGCUCAGCCAUGCUUGUGCUCGUGGUUACCAUACCUUCAGUUCACGCCUCAGCCUCAUCUGCUCUUGAACCAUGCACCGCAAUGCCUCUGA